GAACGAGAACCGAGUUGACCGCCGAAUAAUGUCCGACGAGUAAAGUCGUUUCCUUCGUCUGUCACCGCACCCAGAUGCGAUGACUGAUGCCUUUUGUUACAGGAAGUGGUAAUUAAUAUGCAUAGAAUUUAUUCAAACGGAUUAACAAUGAAUUUAACUCGGUUACGCUUACAAAAACGGAAUCUUACAGUUACUAUAUGAUCCAAAGCAUCGUUUUUGUUCAGUGGACUCUUUGUAUAUAUCGUUGUUGAUAGUUAAAUAAACAUGGAUGAAGGAACUUUAAACGAUUUAUUGGAGUGUUCAGUGUGCCUGGAACGACUAGAUACAUCCAGCAAAGUACUUCCAUGUCAACAUACUUUCUGUAAAAAGUGUUUGGAGGAAAUUGUGCAAACCCACAAAGAAUUACGAUGUCCGGAAUGUCGGGUUCUAGUUUUGGUCAAAGUUGAUGAAUUGCCCCCCAAUGUGUUGCUCAUGCGAAUAUUAGAAGGGAUUAAGAAUGCAGGUAAUUUUUUGCCCAAGAAGAUUAACAGGCCUGCCAGGGCUCCGAAUCUAUUGCCUACAGCUGUUGCUCAUACUACUCCUCUGCAUACCCCACACAGUACUCCGGAUCACAGGAUCAAUUCUAAUAAGCAGCAAUUGUUGCCCCAUCAGCCGUACGCUAAGGCAAUGUAUGAUUAUACAUCUAAGGAAACAGGGGAUCUGAACUUCAAACGAGGCGAUGUCAUUAUUUUGAAAAAACGUAUCGACACCAAUUGGUAUCAAGGAGAAUGUGGAGGAAAACAGGGGGUUUUCCCAUUGAGCUAUGUUCAGAUAAUAACCCCUGUUCCCAGUCAUAUACCACAAUGCAAAGCAUUAUACGAUUUUCGUAUGGCAAACGACGAAGAAGAAGGAUGCUUGUCAUUUAAUAAAGGAGAUAUCAUCAGUGUCAUUAGGAGAGUCGAUGAAAAUUGGGCAGAAGGAAAAUUAAAUGGUAGAAUUGGCAUAUUUCCUUUAGCGUUUGUCGAACUGAACAAUUUAGCUAGAUCUUUAAUGAAAUUAUCCACAAAUGCUCAACCGGGCCCUUCACGAGUGGCGCCCCCUACACCAACAUCUGAAGACACGUCGCCUCUGAUACCAACGGAUCACACCCGCAACGUCAUACCUCAGCAGGUGCAACAGCAGCCUCCUGUGCCGAUGGCGCGUGCUCCUGUACCAAAUCAACAACACGCUCCGCUCGCUGCCUCCGACUCGAGUUCUACUUUAAGUUCGGGCACUUCGGGAGGCACGUCUAACAUAUCUUCUGCUAAUGCCUCUUCUGGAAAUACUUCAUCGAGCUCGAGUAGUCCUUCUCCGUCGUCUCCCGCUUCCCCUCCGCCUCCAAAAGGACAGCAGACACUACCACCUAAAAAUACCAUGAGCAGACCGGAUCUCCUCAACACAGGCAAACUAACUACUCCACAACGCUCUCCCCAGAAUCAACCUCGCCCUGUAGACCCACACGUUACCUCUCACCAUCCACACCAACAUUCAAAGGAGAAACGGCAUAGUUUUACCGGCCUCGGCACUACACACCACCCGAAUCCUCUAACACCCAAUCAAAAUCGACUUUCGGCUGAGAUUGUACAAGGCAGCGACAGCCAAAUGGCUAUUUCAAAUGAUAGAAGGGGGCGUGCCGGGCAUCUUUCGGAAAUGCAACUACCUGCUACCUACGUGGCUUUGUAUCCUUAUAAGCCGCAGAAAGCUGAUGAAUUGGAAUUGAAAAAAGGUGGAAUUUAUAUGGUGACUGAAAUCUGUCACGAUGGUUGGUAUAAAGGAACAUCUAACCGUACUCAGAAAUGCGGCGUCUUCCCAGGUAACUACGUAACCCCAGCACGAGGAGUACCCAACCCUCAAGGUGCCAAGGAUUCCGCGGAAUCUAAACUACCCGUAAGUUUUACUCGGAGCGGAAAAAACUCAUCCGCUUCAGCACAGCAUGCCGCUUCCACUAAUCCACCCGAAUUGCCGGCAAGGGCGACGAGCCCCUCGUCGAACGCUUUUUCCAGCAGUUGGCAUGGGGGGCAACAGGACGCGCAGGCCGUGCCUUUGGGCAGAAGCAGCAGUGCCAUUAUGACAGGAGGAAAUAAUGCUGUCAAUAAAACUGAUAAGUCAAAGGAACGUAAAGAAAAGGGGACCGUAAGCUUAAUGAAACGACUAACCAGUAUGAAAAGAUCGAAAUCACCACCUCCAUCAUCGUAUUCAAUGGACAAUCCCGUCUUUGAGGACACCAGUAUGCAAGCCGCUAAACAUUCUGCCACGCCUGUUCAUGUCAGGUCAGGAUCAUGUCCAAGUCAGCUGCUUCAGAUCCAACCGAACGAUCAUCACCGUAUUUUCGGAUCUACUUCGCAACGCCAUAAGCAUAAAGAACGCCCUACCAUUCUUACUCACAGCCCCAGCAUCACGACCAGAAACAACGAAAACCCGGCAGGAAGCUCUGGUUCUAGCCCCGACGUCCAGCGCCAUCGCAAAUCAAAUUCGUUAGAUGCAGGCAACAAAAGCAAGACCGUGGUCCAAACUGUGAGAGAAAGGUUCAGAUGUAUAGCCCCGUAUCCACCGAACAGCGAAUACGAGCUGGAACUUCAAGUCAAUGAUAUAAUCUACGUUCACAAAAAGAGAGAGGACGGUUGGUAUAAGGGCACGCAGCAGAGAACUGGAAAAACAGGGUUGUUUCCUGCUAGUUUUGUAGAAAGUUAUUAGUUGUAGGAUAGGUAAAAACAACGUAUUAUCAGUCUACUAAAAAGUUAUUUUUAAAUUAAAUUCCGAGUGCAAGAAGAAUAUCAUUGAAUUAGUUCUUUUUAAAAUGUUAUUCGUUUAUGUUCGUAAUUAUUCAUAAACUACUAAUGAAUUCGCCCGUUGCUAUGUCACUCUACUCUUUUAUUUUUUACUUUAUGGUACUUCAUGGUGAAUUUUCCAUCCUUUGGCCACUCUGCGAUGAAGUGCUUGGCUGCACAAAAUUUGCACCGAACGUCCAUUGCUAUCCACAAGAAUGCUCAGUGACUGCGUCUUCAUAAUCCAGCAUGGUUUCUGUGUCUUCCACAAGCAAGUGAUUUUGUGCAGUACUUACUUUUUGGUUGCAUAUAUUUUUUUGGGAAUCAAGGUCACGGUCCUUUCUACCGGUGGCUUCCUCAAGAGUUUGCACACUUUGGUGAGCUCGGCGAAGUAUGGCUUCUUGUGCCAACCUUGCGUGUCGUUUUUCCUCAGUCUCCAGGUCUCGAUGUCCGAGUCCGCACCAAGUCACCCUCCCCCUUGUACUGGCGGCUUCCUCUGGAGUUUCCUGACAUUUGCUUGUCUGUCGAAGUACUGAAUCUCGGUCUAGAGUAUUCAGGAAGAAACCUCAACAAAGAAAUAAAACAAAGGUGCAAAGCUGAUAAACAAUACUAAUAUCACAUCAUGUAUAUGCAAAGAAAUUAAAAGCUACAAUCAAAACAACUAGCCAAGAGAUCUAUUUAGGAAAAUACUCCGGAGACUCUACACUCUACAGAAAAACUAUGUCUGUUCAUAGCACCCCUGUUUUAUUUGUUGAGUUGAAAAAUAAUGUAAAAUGUAAUUGUAAACAAAAACAAAUGAUUAGGUUGACAGUUGACGGUAUCAUGUCAUUUGCCAAAAUUAACUUUUGUGAUUGGGUUGAAAUUUUCAACAACAAUCCGGCAACACUGUUCGCAGUUUCUCUCCUCCCUUUCUACUACCUCUGUUCAAGAAUACAGCUUUUUAAAGUCGAGAGAAAUUAUGAAGUGGGGAGUAAAAUUUUCUCUCGAUUCAAGAAUAAGCGCACUGAAAGUAAGUUUAAAAUGGUGUUUUCUCCAAAAUAAUCUUUUGUGGCAUGUCAUGUCCCCUACUGGUCCCAAGGCCUUCAAUUGAGUAUUAGCUGUCAUAUAACUCGUAGUUGUCAGUUACUCUUCUCAGUAGUCAACACAGUCAAAUACAAAUCAGGUACUGUCGAGUUUAUUAUUUUCAGUCUCCAGCAAUUACUUCAGUAUUCCGUGUAGGUCACUAAUAUUUUUCACGUUAUCGUUUUUAACCUAACCUAUAAUUCGACUUAACAAGUUUAUUAUCUAGCAUUUUAAAAAGAACCAAUACCAAGUCUAGUGUAUAAAUAUCUUGAGAUUCUUCAUAUUGUUAACUACUUAAAAGAUCAAAUCUAUUGACUACGAAUAAACAUCAUACUGCCUAGUGCCAUCAAUAUGGAAAUCGUAUAAUUCCGUUAUGAUGGCGAAUUCUUACGUAGUACAAUAUUCUUGUGUCAUAAUUAUAUAUUUAUAACUAAGAAAACCUUCGAACGUUUUUAUUCUCAUGUAAUUUAUGUAUGAUACAUUGUUUUCAGCGCAAUAACGUAGGUAAAUUUGUUUAUUGUAUAACCUUUUAAUGUUAUCUAUUCUAAUAAUAGUUUUGUUCAUAUUUAAAGUGAACCAAUGUAGUCUAUCAUAGGAGCCAGGUAGGACUUUUAUGUCCACUCGGUACCUUCAUAUUUUUUUCUUUUUGGUGCGUAGACUCGAACUUUGGAGGGUACCAAGCUAAAAAUCCGUGAGAUAAUUUGUUAUUAACAAUUUAAUUGUUUAAGAGGUUGACUGCCAGCCUCUUUUUCCUUCAUUGCCAAAGAGUCAUUUGAGUACCAUAUAUGGUACUCAGCCCAGAAGAUAAACUCAAAUAUUGAGUACCAAAUUUUGUACUGGGUGUAACUUAAAAACAACAAAUAAAAAUUGUCAUGGUCUCAUGGAUCAACAAAAGACCUGCAGCGUAAAUGUCAAGUUAACUGUGUACCACAUUUGGUACUCAUGGCGGUUAACAUGUUAAAUGAUUGUAUCUCCUAAACUAUUAGAGAUAUUUAAUUUUACCAAAAUGAAAAUUAUUCCUUUUGAAAAAAUUAACAAAACGGCUUUUGUUAAUUUAAUUUAACGUUAUAACAAAUUUCGUAAAAAUAAUUGCACAAUAGUCAUUCGAUGGGGCUUUUCCAAAUAUAGCUCAGCUUUCGUACGUGCGAUUAACUUUCAAAACCCCCUCAUUUUAAAGGUAACUGUUUCAGCUUUAAAAAAGAAUGUGUGUACUUUGUAUGCACGUAAGAAGUUAUACUUCUAUUAUAUGAUUCCAACGAAAUUAAUAUACAGUAAAACCUGUCAAUAACGGUCACUAAAAAUGACAGAACUAUUGGCCGAUAUAAAAAGGUGGCCGCUAAUACCAGGUUUUGUAGUUCACAAAUUUUGGUUUGGGAACUUUGAAACUGGCCGGUUUUGACAGGUGGCCGUUAACACAGGUUUUACUGUAUGUACUUUAAACAGUUUAUUUCUAUUUUAUUUAAAUAUUAAACUAAUUUUAAUACUUACUACUUUCCAAACAUUUUUAUUAAAACAAUACCAAGAAUUAAAAAAAUAAAAGAAUAAAACGCACACAAACCCAUUGAAAAAUGCACCAAAGAAAUGAUUUCUGAACAAUAAUUUUUGGCAAAAAUUGUAACUAAAUACGCAUUUUCUGAAAAAAAUUAUAUAACAAAUAUAUUCACAAUCAUAAAAUGUAUAAAAAAAAUAAAAACUUGCAUUGGGCUUCGAACCCGCGUGCUUAGACAUAAAAUCCACUUACACACACCCGUCAUCCGUCUUGACCACUUACACAUACUUGUCAUGUGGGAAGGUAGGCUAACUGAACGUUUUACUGUUUGACAGUUCUGAAUUUAAUCAAAUUAGUUUGAUUUUUGUGUGUGUGUGUGUUCACAAAGGGAAUUAAAAUAUUAAAAUACAACAAAACAUAGAGUAAGAAAACAAUAGGUAUAUUAGAUGAAGAGUGGUAGAAAUUUUGUUGGUAAUCAAAUUAUGUAAAUCAAACCAUUACCUACUAUAAAUAGAUAGGUACAUACAUUUUCCAAAUAGGUAAGUACCUACCUAUGUAAUUUUUUAUUACAGUACUGAAACAUUUACAAUUAAGUACGUACCUGUUGCUUUUAAAAAGUUACUACAAUUAUAAACUUGCUUUUGUCUGUGUCCUCACAACAAUAAAAACUAAUAUACAAUAUUUGUUUAUCCAUAACCUCCAUAUUGAACAAUUAUUGUCAUGUCAUUUGAACACCCAAUCAGAGCAAAGGUAUAAUGCGUCUGCGCCGGGGAACAAGGUUUUUGAUGAAUUCGCGCAUAUUAAAUUUCACUCCCAUCGCGCCUAAAGCAGUAUAACUUCAAAAACUUUGCGAAAUUGUGUUAUCUUUAUUAUAAAAAAGUUAUAACAAUAAAAUUUCACUAAAAAGUUGGGAAUUACUUUGUUUAAGUAUAAGAGAUUUAAACAAAAUUAAGAUAUGUAUGUACUUUGAACAUCUGGCUAAUGGAAGUUAUAGAACAACUCAAAGCGAACGAUUUCAGUUUUGGUAAAUGUGUUUCUGUUAAUUUUUUGCCCACGUUCUGCGCCUCAGAGUUCGUUAUUAAAAAUUUCAUAUCGUGGUCAAAAAUUAACAUAGAAACAUUUUAAAAAAGCUUUAAAUGUUAGUUUUGAGUUGUUCAAUGACUUCGAUUAGCCAGAUUUUCAAAAUUUAUAUCUUAAUUUUGUUUAAAUCUCUUAUAAACAAAUGAAUACGCUUUUUACUUUUUACUAAAUUUUUUAGUGAAAUUUUUAAUACUAAUAAUUCUAUUAAUUUAGUAAAUAAUUAUUAUAACUUUUUAAUAAGAAUAGUAAUUAGAAUAAUUCUAAUAAUAACUGUUAUAACUUUUUAUUAAUAAAGAUAAAGUAAUGUUGCAAAACAUCGAUGUAAAAAACUUCUAAGUAGUAGGUAUAAUUUAAUUAAAAAACCAAAUGGAUUACAUAAAUUUGUUCAUACCGAACGUUUUCGGACUUAUCAGUCCAUCAUCAGUGAACUUAUGUACUUGCAAGAUAGCCCCAAAACCAAACAAUGGUUAUAUGUAUAAUUCACUUUACAUUCUUAAAUCGUAAAAUUAUAAAGGCUUGAAGCUGAUGUUAGGGAUACUUUCCGGGAACAUUACGAGACCCUACCCGAAAUCUCAAACAACUUCACGAAAUUUGUUAUAACUCUGGUUCUAACAAGCGGAUCAAAGUUUACCAAACGCCAGUUUGUUCAUGUUUCAAAAGGAACAAUUUUCAUUUUCGUAAAAUUUAAUAUUUCUAAUAGUUUAUGAGGUACAAUCGGUUACAAUUAAAUUUUUAAUAACAAAUUAUCUGAUGGAUUUUCAGCUUGGAACCCUCGAAAAAUUAAUACGCACCAAAAAAAAUGUCAAGGUACUGAGGGGUAUAAAAAACGCAUACUCAUCCCCUGCCCUGGCCCCUACUGUAAUACUAAUAGCAAAAUAUUCUGUUUUUAGAAUAAUUUCUGAUCUGUUUUUAGAAUAAUUUCCUUUUUAAUUUCGUUAACUUGUUUCUGUCCAACGCUUUUUCCUCGAGUUAAAUUUUCUACAUAAUUUUCACGUAAGAUAAGAAAGUGUUUGUUUUAAGUACCAUUAAAAUUGUUACAUACAAAAAAUGCGGUUUAGAACUACAUAUGUAAACAUCUGAUGCUGUUCGAUACUUGCGAUGGAACAAAUUUCGGUUCGAUGUCAGAAUCGUUUUUAUUGAAGCUAGUGAACUUUGAAAAAAAAUUGUUUCUUGUUACUUUACAAAUCUUAGAUUGCAUUUCUAUAAUAUUUCAAUUGAUGUCAGUAAUUUACUAUUGCUAAAUAUUUUAAAUAAAUGUUCAGUCCGAGAGUAUUUCCUUAAUUACUUGUUUUCAGUUUCAAGCCACGUUGUGGCGAUACAUUUUAUGUAUAAGUACAAACACAACCGAAUUUUUAUUCAUUUUUAUGUUCAACUUUGUUAUAAUUACAUUGUUGUAUUUAUAAACUGAAUAGGUCAAUUUUUACAUGUUCACUUUAAAAUUGAACUUUAAAAUGUGUGAUGAGUGCCUUUGUUAUGGAUAUUUUGAAAAUUAGGAAAAUAUUUUUACAAUUUUAGUUCUUUCGCCUAUUGCAAUGUAUGUACUUAUUAUUAGUCUCCAAAAGGCUUUGUGGAAAUGUAUGUAAAAUUGUUCCUUGUAUUAUAUAUUUAUAUUAUUAUAUUAUUGUCUUUAUUAUUAUUGUAUACUUAUUAUCAAAGCUAUUAUUUAUUAGUUGUACUGCUAGCGAUCAAAAGCUACUUGUAUUAAAAUUGUUAAAUCAGU
Messenger RNA from Diabrotica virgifera virgifera (western corn rootworm), 8134 nucleotides. RefSeq names its product E3 ubiquitin-protein ligase SH3RF1. Bases 265 to 2712 code for a protein of 815 amino acids. The transcript has 9 exons. Gene Ontology annotation, molecular function: protein binding; metal ion binding. The record is from RefSeq and is a predicted model, not a curated record. NCBI's taxonomy places the organism in Eukaryota, Metazoa, Arthropoda, Insecta, Coleoptera, Chrysomelidae.